AUGACAUCACUAAACAAUGCUAGUGGCAAUAAAAAACAGCUAACUGUCCUGGUGGCACCGAGUGGUUUUGUCGGUCCGCUAAUGUCGGCCAUCGGUAUCGGCGAAGUGAUGCGCGACAGUGGCCAUCGGGUAGUGUUUGCUGUUAGGGCCGAUUGGCGCGACAAACUUUUGAAAUUGAAUUUUGAAGUGGAACUGAUUGGCGAUAAGGAUGAACAGGUAGUCAAAGAUUCAGUAGAAGCCAAUGUAAAGGAGUCACAGGUACUCAUUGGUAAUAAAAGUCAAUUGGAAAAAACGAUUAAAUCGUUUGAAGGUUACGAUAGAUAUAAGAUACCACUCGUAGAAGCGGAUGAGCCCUACUAUCGGGAUAUUAUCGGUCGACUGCGACCCGAUUGUAUAAUAUGCGAACAUAUAACUAUGUCGCCAACGAUAAUCAACUCCGGGUGCGUUACAGUGUUUUAUCAGAGUAACAGUGUUCUGGCAAUGGACAUGUUUAUCGACGACCAUCGAUUGCCGCCAUCAUCAUUAGGACUGUCCGUCAAUAGCGACAAACAGUUGUGGGAAGAGUAUAGGAAACAAAUAAAUCAAGCAAAACAAAAAUCGUCAAAACAUUGGCACAGUUGGCUUCAAUCGCAAGGAUGUCCGCCAAUGAAAGAAAAUCAGAUUUUAUAUCCAUCUCGCUAUGCGAACCUGUAUUUGGCACCCAAAGAGCUCGACUACACCGAUAUUAGGCCACUGCCCGACAAUUACUAUCAGUUUGACUAUUUUAAGCGAACCGCCGAUGAUGACGAUGUGUUUGAACUGCCGGAACAAUUCAGACAAAAAUCAGGAAAACUAAUUUACCUGUCAUUGGGAUCAAUAGGCAGUGCAGAUGUCGACCUAAUGAAACGUUUGGUCGCUAUGUUAGCCAAUAGUGAGCACAGGAUUAUUGUAUCGAAAGGUGUCAAACACGACAAGUAUGAGUUGGCGGACAACAUGUGGGGCGAGAGGUUUGUACCACAAGUAAAGGUGUUGCCAAUUGUCGACCUAUUCAUAACACACGGCGGAAAUAACUCGAUUACCGAAUGUAUGUAUUUCGGUAAACCAAUGAUAGUCGUACCGCUGUUUUACGAUCAAUACGAUAACGCACAGAGAGUUGAGGACAAGGGUUACGGUAUACGACUCAAUCCAUACGAGUGCUCUGAACAACAAUUAUUGCAAUCAAUUGAUAAGUUAUUGAAUGACAAACAAUUGGCUGAAAAGUUGGAAAAAGUAUCCAAAAGAAUACAAACUGAGAAACAAAUUGAGAAAAUACCGGAAAUUAUUGAAAAUUUAAUUUUUGUCUAA
Molecule: messenger RNA, 1323 nt
Organism: Oppia nitens
Lineage: Eukaryota; Metazoa; Arthropoda; Arachnida; Sarcoptiformes; Oppiidae
Product: NDP-glycosyltransferase YjiC-like
Exons: 3
Coding region: 1-1323 (440 amino acids)
Molecular function (GO): UDP-glycosyltransferase activity; hexosyltransferase activity
Source: RefSeq, a predicted model, not a curated record